GCCUGUCCGGACACAAGGACGCACCUCUCCUCUCCCGAAAAGCGCGCAGGGCUGAGCUCAAUCCGCCGGGGAGAGAGAGAUGAAGUCCCGGCAGGCAGCCCGGGGACAGACCACUGUCACAGAAUAUGACUGGAUGUAAUAUUUCUAAAGACAACUCUGGCUGUCAUUCGAGGCGUAACAAGGUUAUAUGGUCGGACUUCUGAGCGCAUUUCAACUGGGAGCGCAGACUAUCUGUUUUGGAUGAAUGUUUUGCGUCAGUUUCCCUCAUAGCAACCUAAUGAAGUUUUAAGUCAAGUUCAAGUCUAAAGACUGCUUCGGUCUCUUCACUUUCUGAUCUGCCACACAGUGACACAAAGAGGACACGUUGUCGAAACUUUUUUCUCUCAGAGUUGAGCCGGAGAUGGAGCCGGAGGAGGGGAAGAUCUCCGUGUGGGUCUGCCGGGAGGAGAAGCUGGUCUCCGGGCUGACGAAGCGAACCACCUGCGCCGACGUGGUCAAAGUCCUGUUGGAGGACCAGAACCUCCAGCAGGGCGCCUCGGCGGCGAUGCUGUCCGGCUGCCCGCAGUCCUACUGCGUGGUGGAGAAAUGGAGAGGCUUCGAGAGGAUUUUACCAAACAAGACCAAAAUCCUCCGGCUGUGGAGCGCCUGGGGGGACGAGCAAGAGAAUGUCCGCUUCGUCCUGGUGAAGAACGAGGCUUCGCUGCCCAACAACGGGCCCCGUAGCGCUGAGGCCCGGGUGGUCCAGAGCCGGGAGAGCGGCGGUCCGGGCGGGGUGCUCAAGGGCACCGCCAAGACGUGCUGGACCGCCGCGGCCGCUGCCGCUAACCUCUCCCAGGAGAAACAGAGGCGCAUAGUGAGGAAGGCUUUCAGGAAGUUGGAUAAGAUGAACAAAAAGAAAGAGCAGACUGUUUCUAAAGAUAAGGGCUCAGUGGAGAAGAUGGAGACGCUGGUUCACCUGGUGAUCUCCCAGGACCACACCAUCCGCCAGCAGAUCCAGAGGAUCAAGGAGCUGGACCGGGAGAUCGAGCGGUACGAGGCCAAGGUGCACUUCGACCGCAUCAAGAGACACGGGGUGAACUAUGUGCAGGACACAUACAUGGUGGACUCCUCGGAGGCUCCCGAUCCCGGGGACUGUAAGCGCAAGGCGGAGCGGCAGGACGCGCGGUGCACAGCGGAGGCGCUCGUGCAGUUCGAGGAGUACGCGCGCCGGUGUGAGGAGGUGGUGCGGCUGCAGGAGGAGCUGACGGAGCGCGAGGCGCUCGUGGAGAGCAUCACCGGGGAGAUCCAGGAGGAGCUCAACCGGCGGUGGAUGAAACGGCGGCGGGAGGAGAGAGGAGCGGAGGCGGCGAAGGACACAGACGGCGUCGCGGAGGAGAUGUGCCUGGCCGCGUCUGCCGCUCCAGAGGAACCAGAUGUGGAGAGUUUGUCUGAGAACGAGCUCACACUGGAGGAGGAGAGGAUCAAAACGCAGCUGGACACCAGUCUGUACAUCGGCCUGCGGCUCAAGACAGACCUGGAUGCCAUCAGGGGGGACUUGGACCUGAGUCUGGCACUCUGGGAGACCAAGGAAAGUGAACUUCUGGACCUACUGGCCAAAGUUGAGACCAUGGAAAUAGAGCAGGUGGACAACAAACUGACGGUGACUGAUGAGGGAGAGCAAGGUGCAGUGAGCGCUGAGGCUGAACCGGCGUCAGCAGAGAAGAGCAGUGGCUGGGUGGAGCAGGCCAGAGGUCUUUCCAAGGCCUGCAAUACGAACGACGAGGACUCGGACACAGGCCUGAGCUCCAUGCACAGCCAGGACUCUGACAACCCGCCUGUGUGCGAGUCGCUGGUAUAGACUCACUUUGUUUGGAAGCAUGUUGGACUUUUAUGCAAUUCAAAGCCACAAACUCAGGGGCAGAGAAUCAGUGUUGGCAAUACUGGGAGAUGUUCUCCCCUACCCAAAAUGCACCUCAGUACGGACACCGUAAUUCUAUAGCAAUAAUUUCUAUAUGUAGUUGCACAAUAAGCUAGGAGGGACAGCAUGCUUAGAGAGGGGUUAAUAGGCUGUGCUGCUCCAUAGUUGACCUUUGACCUCCGCCAGGAGAGUCAACCAAGUACCACUUAUUAAGAGAAGUAGCCUAGAGGAGUAUUAUGAUAAGCCACUUAUAAUCUGUAGUCUUCAAUGAGAAAUUAACUUUAAGGUAUACUUGAUCACAGGUUUACAAAGAGUUAAUAACAGCUUGAUUUUGUCAGGAUCCAGUCUGACUUUUUGCUGAGGCGACUGAAAGGUAAGGCUAAGUGUUGUUUCACUGUAAGUAGGUCCUAACAGCCAAAAACAGACAGGUUUCCUUUAAAAGGUCAUCAUCAAGUGUACCUUAAUGCACAGUAAAGUACAGUUAGGUCAGCUACAAACAUGCUAUGAAAGCUCUUUCAAUCAAGCAAAUGCACGAUAAUGGUAGGUUCAGUUCACUUCAGCCUCUUCCAAAUAAGAUUGAAAAUGACUCUCCAGAACUACUUAGUGUUCAUGUUUUAUCAGUUUUUGGAACAAUGAAAACUGCAGACUUGGAGUUGAAACGUUGAUCCUUAUCCUGCCUGCUAAGCAGAGUAGAUCACUCGAUAUUGUCCUCAGUGUCAGUGUCUGUCUUUAAAGCACAGAAGGUCCUAUUUAUUUAACACUACGUUACAGCCGGGUCAUCCACUACACUCUGUCCUGCUUUGGUCAACUUUCAUCGGUUGGAUUUAAACAUGAAACAUUUUAUUCCUGUUUUUUGUCAUUACGGCUCUUUUGAGGCUGUUUCAUUGCUGUUUAAAGCAGUGGUUCUCAACCUUGGCUUGGCUUUAGAACAAUAAAAAGUCUACACGCAGCCCCUCAUGAAAGGUUAGGAGCUGUGAGCAAUUCAAGCAAGCGAAGUCAGUGAUUUUUUUUGUUCACCUCAGACUGUUUAAUGUUAAUAAUUAUAGAAGCCUAAAGAGGCCAAAAAAGGAAAGACAAAUGUCCUGAAUAAUAAACAUAACUUUAUGGGGCAGACAUUUUUGUUGGUUGUUCUUUCCCGUCUUGUUAAUCAUCUCUCCACUCCUCAGAUUUAUAUUUUGACCACUGUGGGGGGAACUCCCGAUUGAGAACCACUGGUUUAAAGCUGGUAAAAAGUAAAGUAAAAAUGUGCGGCACUCACAAGAGGCCAAUUUCACAGGCUGAGUAGUACUCCUUAUGACUUGUAAACUGAACUAUGUGUGUACAAUUGGUGGAGUGCCCCUUUAAAUCUGGGCAUUGUUUAUUGUUCUGGCAUUAGUUUGGCUGUUCUGAUGCAGGUGACUUGUUUCCCUGAAAAGCAUCUUACUCAAUCAUAGGCGAUGUAAGCAGACAAAAAAAGCCUAAUUUCUAUAUCAAGGUUCAAGUCAAGGAAUUAUGUUUUUGUGUAACAAAAACAAACACAACAGGAAUACAAAUGUGAGCCUACACAUUAAAUAUCUACAGUGUAGUAGACUUUGGUUCAGAUUAUAUGUUUCUUGUCUAAAUAACACAUUUUUACUAGCAAUCCAGGGAGUUCACAAACAUGAAAUAAUAAGUCAUGUUUUUGGCCUUCUCGGCUUUCCGUAUUUAUAUUAUUCUCAUUUCCAUUGUAAAUAAGUGCAACAAAAAUAGUACACUUAUUUAGAAACACACAGGCCUUUACAGUAUUGCCAUGCCUGUACAUUUGAGUCCAUCUGUGAGUACAAACACCUGUAAGAUUGGAUUUUCAGAUGCUUUUGGGAGAAGUGACCCCAUUUAGUAAUCCCACAGUCCCUGCAUCUCUGAACGCUGUGACAUUAACAGGAACUAUUUUAAGCCUCAGUUCACUUUUUACAUCCUGGAAAUAGUUGUUGCAGAGCAGUAUUAGUUUUAUUUCCUGGUACGCUCUUCCAGGAACUGCAUAGACAAUAAGCAACAGAGAAUAAUGCAGAAGCUAGCAGAAUACAUUAUUAAGAGAUCCUUCAACUAAAUCACUCUGUAUGUUUGUCAGGUUGUUGUGAUGUCAAAUCUUACAUGUUUGACUUUGUCUAACUGUAAAAUGGUGAGAAUUAAUAACCUUGUAACAACUAGAAGAGACGGAUGAGACUGUUUCUAUGGAGUUAGCUGUUAGCUGUAUCCAAAUACCAAAAUGACCUGUGUGUAGCUAAUUUAUGUCGCUUGAUCAGGGACAGUUUGGGCUUCUCAGUCCAUGACAUUCAGCCCGCUUCCUCUAGAUAGAUGGCUCUAGACCGACAACUCUGAGGCUUCAGCAAGAGUUCUCAGAUGCACUGUGGCUGCAUCGCAACGCCAGUCAGCACAUUAUUACACAUGACUGUUAGUGUUGAAAUAAACAGCAAAACCUAUUUGGCUUGUAGUGUUUUUUUAUUCUGU
Morone saxatilis (striped sea-bass) is the source of this 4363-nucleotide messenger RNA. RefSeq names its product Ras association domain family member 10a (gene rassf10a). The transcript has a single exon. The record is from RefSeq and is a predicted model, not a curated record. Gene Ontology annotation, biological process: signal transduction. NCBI's taxonomy places the organism in Eukaryota, Metazoa, Chordata, Actinopteri, Moronidae. The coding region runs from base 401 to 1837 and encodes 478 amino acids.